AUGGUUUUUGACGUGAUGCUGCGGGGGGUUAAGUUUUCUUUUCUCCUGACAUUUAGACCGCCGGACAGGCAGGCAGGCUUGAGAAACAACCGGCAAACUUAUGCAGAGAGCGGCAUGAUUCGUUUUUUUAAGGAUGAGAUAUGGUUGCAUCCGCGGCCCGGACAGAGUUUGAAUAAGUUGUUUCUCCCCGUUUUAUCCCCACACCCACGAACAUUCGCUGGACGUUCGAUGAUAUUAUUCUCAGAUAAGGGCUGGUAUUUAGCGGCAACUGUAGUUAUCUCGUCGAAUACCACGGCAUUGAGUUCCUCGAAGUGCAGCAAUGCAUUGCUUCAUGUCCGGAAUCCACAAUUGAAGUGUAUUCUAGUAAUAUUGUUCUUAAUAUAA
This is a messenger RNA of Trichophyton rubrum CBS 118892, 384 nucleotides long. RefSeq lists its product as uncharacterized. The transcript has a single exon. Lineage: Eukaryota; Fungi; Ascomycota; Eurotiomycetes; Onygenales; Arthrodermataceae. Bases 1 to 384 code for a protein of 127 amino acids. The record is from RefSeq and is a predicted model, not a curated record.